Messenger RNA from Austrofundulus limnaeus, 3242 nucleotides. It is a transcript of the gene sowahb, whose product is annotated as sosondowah ankyrin repeat domain family member B. Lineage: Eukaryota; Metazoa; Chordata; Actinopteri; Cyprinodontiformes; Rivulidae. Gene Ontology annotation, molecular function: protein binding. The record is from RefSeq and is a predicted model, not a curated record.
CUGUCUGUCGGAAUGCGUCAGGUGAGUGUGGGGUUAAAUACCUGAGGUGGGCGGGGCUUACUAUCGCCUGACAGAAACCCAGCAGAGACCUUUGAGAUCCACAACCCGCGCGGCGAGACACGCAGAGAUGGCCACAGAUUUCACCCAGGACUCGGUGCUGUUCUUCCUCCAGAGCCGCGGAGGGUCGGUGAAGAACUCGGAGCUGCUGGUCCACUUCAGAGCCUUCCUGCAGGACGCCCAGAACCGGGACCGGAACCGAGAGCUCUUCAAGAAGUUCGUCAACUCCGUGGCCAUCGUGAAGCAGGUCGACGGGGCGUCUCACGUCCUCCUCAGGAAGAAGUUCAGAGGACAUGUCUCCGGCGGCGGAGCCGGGCGGGACUCUCCCGGACCUGCCGGGAAUUACACGGAGCCCUCCGCGGUGACCGCCAGCGCAGAGCCGGAGGUGAGCCUCCCCCCGCCGGGAGAAACCAGGCGGGAAGCGGUCCUACAGGCGGCUGGGAUCGUGGGGAAGAACCAGAAGAACGAGGAGACGAAAAUCACGCAGAAACCCAAAGAACAACAAGUAAACAUCAGAAAUAUAAGUCCUGAACCAGUAAUUAGACAGGUCCAAAAGGGGGGUCAACAACAGGUAAACAUUAGAAAUAUAAGUCCUGAACCAGUAAUUAGACAGGUCCAAAAGGGGGGUCAACAACAGGUAAACAUUAGAAAUAUAAGUCCUGAACCAGCUGUUAGACAUGUUCAAAUGGGGGGUCAACAACAUGCAAACAUAAGUUCUGAUCCAGUAAUUAGACCGGUUCAGGUAGGGGGUCAACAACAGGUUUAUGUCAGUCCUGAACCCUUAAUUAGACCAGAUCAGAUCGGAGGUCUCUCCGAACCCUCUGGACCUGACCAGAACACCAGACUUGGACUGCCAACAGUGAGACUUCAGGAACCAGAACCCCCCAGAGGACCAGGUCCUGGUCUUCAGCAGGGUCCUGCUCGCCGCUUCAGACACAGACCGAGCUACAAGUCUGCUGUCUCUCAGGAUGAAGAUGAGGAGGAGGAGGAGGACAAAGACGAGGAGGCUCUUGUGAGACCAGGUCCAGGAGGAGGACCGUGGACUCAGAAGGCCCCCCUCAGUGACUCAGGGAGGACCCUACCCUCAUUCCRCUGCAUCCCAGAGUCUCCUGAGUCCCCAGGAAGACCUCAGAGUCUCCUGCAGCUCACGCAGGAGGAGAUCCCGGUCCCUCCAGACCUCCUGAAGCUCCAAACAAGACUGGAAACUGGUUCAGUUCCCAUGGAGACYUUGGAGCACUAUGGAGGCCCGCUGGUCUCCAGACCGGGUCCUGGUCCUCAAAAGGUUCCUGGUCGACGUUUCAAACACAGACCGAGCUACAAGACGGCCGUCUCCCAGGAGGAUGAAGAGGAGGAGGAGGACAAAGACGAGGAGGAGGAUCCAGUGAGACCAAGUCCAGGAGGAGGACCAGAGAGAACCAUCUCUGGGUCCUCACCCGGCAUCCCAGAGUCUCCCGGGUCCAGCUCCUCUUCCUCAGGAAGGACCGUCCCCAACAUCAUCAUCCAGCACCCGGAGGACGACGAGACCCCGGUCCCUCGAGGGCCGGGACCUGGUUCUGUUCCCAUGGAGACGGCCCGACGACGCAGCCUCCCUUCAGAGUCGGACUCUGCAGGACGGGAGCCCCAUCAGAACCAGACCCAGUCCUCCAGCCCCAGCAGCAUCCUCAGACUAUCAGCUGAGGACCAGCGUCAGUCCGGCUCCUCCGGAACUCCASGGUGGACCAGCAUCCCUGAGGGGACCCGAGCAGAAGAACCUGCAGGUCUGAGGACCCUCCAGGAGGUCCAGAGGUCUGCGGGGUACCAGCCUGUGGGGUACCAGCCUGUGGGGUACCAGCCUGUGGGGUACCAGCCUGUGGGGUACCAGCCUGUGGGGUACCAGCCUGCGGCGUGGCACCGCUCCACAGGACACCUGUACGAGGAGGAGCUCAGCGCGGAGCGUCUGUCUCCUCUGUCCCGCUCCACCGAGUGUCUCCGUGACGAGCAGCUCCUCGGCCCGCGGGCCCAGCCGUGGCACCUCUCCACAGGCGAUCUCUACGACGACCGCGAGGAGGCGGAGUCGAGCGAGGGCUCCYCCUCCUCUCCUCAGGUCCAGCUGCGGUCGGCGGUGGCGCGGCGCCUCAGCAGRCGCCUCAGGCGCAGGAUGUGCCGCAGCCUGGGGACCGACCUGGACCAGAUCGUCCAGGAGGAGGGCGGGGCCGGGACCGGGAGCGAGGCGGCCCGCCUGGACCGCCUCCACAGGAUCUCCUCCUCCAUCAGCCUGUUCUACAACCGGUCCACCUCCUCCCUGUCCUCCUGCACCACGCCCCCUCGCUGCCCCAGCCCGGCCAAUCAGGUCGAGGGGGAGGAGAAACGACAGGGGAGGAGGAGCCUAAACUCCACCUCAUCUCAUGCACAGUCUCCGGUCCCCCUGGAGCCCAGGGAGCACUCGUGGAUGGUGAGCGGGGCGGUGGGGGCGUGGACAGAGAUCUUCUCUCUGUUCAGAGAAGACCCGUCUCUGCUCAACAAGCGGGACUUCAUCUCCGGUUUCACCGUUCUGCACUGGAUCUCCAAACACGGGGCCCACCGGGCCCUCAACACGCUGUGGUACGGCGUAGAAAAGUUCGGCUUGACGUUCGACAUCGACGCCCGGGCCGCCGGGGGGCAGACGCCUCUCCACGUGGCCGCCAUGCACGGCCACAAGAAGGUCAUCCAGCUGCUCGUGGUCAAGUUCCAGGCUAACGUGCGGCUCCGCGACACGGCGGGGAAGCGGGCGUGGCAGUACCUGGGCAGCACGGCGCCUGACGUCCUCCAGCUGCUGGGAGCGCCGGCGCGCGCCYCCCUGACCGAGAGGGGCGGGCCGGGCGACUCGGACUGGCAGCCGAAGCGUCGGCGCCACGGCCUGCGCCACCACCUCUCCUCGGCCUCGUCAGCUCAGAGGCCGCUGACCUUCACGCAGUUCGCCAAGGUCACCAGGUCGUCGUCCAUCGCCGCUCUGCUCAAACACAAGUCCACUCCUCGCUUUUAGACGCCAGCUGGACUCGUUUAGCUCUUUUCCUUUGAUARAAGGCUAAUCUUUAGCAAUAAUUUGUUUUUUAUGUUUUUUUAUUUCUGAAACCAAAACAUCAGAACAAACCAUAACCUUUUUAUUUUUAUUAACUUUAUCUAAACGUGGCAAUAAAUCCAGAAGAACUUCCUGUUUACAGUCAGAU